AUCACGAUCUUCCAAUUAGUUACCAUCACCCGUUUCGGUGAGGAGUUUUUCCGUGCGGAAGUUCUUUCGGUGCGGUCGGUGCGCUUCCCACUUCCGCUCUGACACGACGCGGGGUUGAAUGUUUUUAAAAGAAUUGUACUACACACACACACAAACAAUGUACAGACGUUUGUCCGGCCCCAAUUGAGACGAUGAUCUGAUAGAUGAGUAACAUGUCACUGUUCUCCAGUGAGUCCCCCAGUCUGUCGACCCUAUGCGUCAACGGCACGUCGUCCGACUGCGGCCCCUGCAUCGGCGACAACAGCUCCGUGUUGCCCGCCACCUUCUCCGGCAGCGUACCCAUCUCGGAGGACCCCAGGAUCGAGAUACUCAGGCGGUACUCGUACGGCAUCGCUUUGCCGCUCAUCUGCCUGCUCGGCAUCAUCGGCAACAUCUUCAACCUGAUCGUGCUCACCAGGAGGAACAUGAGGGGCACCGCUUACAUCUACAUGAGAGGCUAUUCAGCGGCCGCCCUGCUGGCAAUAAUAUUCGUCCUACCGUUCGCUUGGCGAGUUCUGGUGCACUGGGAACACGGCAGCUGGGAUCACUUCCUCCCCGCAUUCUACUUCGCGCACUUGGAACUUUUCCUCGGCAACGGUUGCCUGGGCAUCGGCGUCAUGAUGCUGCUGGCGCUAACGCUCGAGCGCUACGUCAGUGUGUGCCAUCCAGGGCAUGCAAGGCCUAUUCUUGGGUCGCCUAGGAGGGCAGUGGCUCUCAUCCCAGCGGCCACUUUUAUACUAUACAUUCCGAACAUGUUCAGAAGUCAGAUUUGGACGUGCAGGUUCGAGGGCGUGAUUAGGUAUCAGAGGCAAGAGGCUACAUGGUACACAGAACAAACCAUCUAUGGAAUAUACAAAGUCGCUUUGGAAUUCAUUUUCAAGGUGGUCCCGGUGAUAUUGUUGGCAGCUUUGAAUUUAAGGAUCUUGAUAGUAUACAGAAGAUCUUGUGAGAAGAGGCGGAAGAUGACUUUGAACCGGACAACUUCAGGUGAAGAAGAUCCUCGAAAGUUUGCUGAAGAAAGGAGACUAGUUCUCUUAUUGGGAUCGACUAGUAUCUUAUUUUUAGUUUGUGUUACGCCGAUGGCCAUACUCAAUGUAACAUUAUCUGAUAAUAAGUCCCUAAAUUAUCCCUAUCAGUUGUUCCGCGCACUCGCCAAUCUGCUGGAGAUCACCAACUAUUCGAUAACGUUCUACAUCUACUGUCUGUUCUCGGAGGACUUCCGCAACACAUUGCUCCGCACUCUCAGCAUACCCAGCGGCCAGCCCACCAGAGGCAUGGUGAAACCACCCCCACCGACCGCCACCACGACGAUCACGCAGCACAGGAGCGUUUGAUAUAAGAGCAGCAGACCGCUGGCCACAGCGGUCUAAUAAUCCACAUCCCCUGGUUGAAAGGGAAGUUAUUUAUGUUUUGAAAUGACGAAAUCUGGAUGCAAUUUUUAAUAAAGAAAUUUUAUCUUCCUUUUUGAUAUGUUACAUAUUGAAAUUUAGGAGAUGUUUGUAGAUAGUAAUUUCCCUCUCAACCUAAUAUAACUUACCGCGAGAUCAAUUAAUUUUUUACGUCUGGUGCUAUAUCAACUAAGACUAUAAUAAGCUGCCACCAAAACAGUUAGUAGUUGUGGUUUAACUCUUUGAAAUGAUUUGUAUGUAACAUAACAAGAAAAAGUAUUGCUAAUUUUAUCUUGAAAACAAUAAUUUUUAAGAAAAUUAUAGUCAUAUUUCAUAUUAAUUUAUUUAAAAUUAAUAACUUCGGAAUGGCUUAUUUGGAGAGGUCAAUAUAAAUGAUGACUGUGAGGUAAAGAAGAAUGUAUUUUUAUAAAUAUUUUUAUAGAUUACAGAUCCGUGCUUUAAUAAUUUGUCAAAACUAAGUAUGGUUAUUUUAAUAUCGGAUAAUUGGAAUAUUUUUACAAUGAAUAGGGACAUAGAAUGUAGUUUUGCUGUAGCAUUUAUAUUAGUUUAUAAAUGUAAGUAAUAGUCACUGCCUAAGAUGAAGUGAUAAUAUUGUUAAUGAAGCCAAAGGGAUGGAAUUAUAUAAAAAAUAAGAGAUUUAUAAAGUUCUUUGAAGAUUAAAUACUAGAUUGAUUAAGGAAGAACAAAUCGAAAUUCACAAACACUAUAUUAAAAUGUAUCUAUUAAAGUAGAUUAUUAUGAGAAUUGAAAUUUUUUAUAAUGAAUAGUUCAUACUUAAUUAAACUUAAAUUAAAAUGCUGCCUUAAUUUUUAAGUGUAGUUUAAGAAUAGAUCAGUACUUUGUAUUUUUAUAAAUUUAUAUGAAGAAACUGGUAGAAAAAUCAAAUAACAGCUUUUUCAUUGCUGUAAUUUUCUCAUUUCACUGAGUUAAACCAAAACUACCUAUAUACAUUUCCAAAAACAAGAGCCAUGUUUGGUACCUCUUCAAACAUACAAAAUACAUUUAUUCACCAAUUUGAAGUGGUAUAAAAUCUGUGAUCAGGUUAUGUGUAUUUCUCUUAACAUAUUCAUAGUCUCCAGCUAUAAGCAGUUUUCACAUUCCAAACAAUUUUCAUUGUAUAUUGUAAUUGUAUGCCAACAAUAUCAAAUACAGUUCGUAUGUAUGGUCAUUUUUUGACAAAAAUGAUAUUGUAGGUAAAUGCAUGUGUUAAGCUCAACCAUGUUAUUUAAAAUAGAGAAUUUGUUGUACAGUUUAUAAUAAAAGAGCUAAAAAUUUA
Molecule: messenger RNA, 2724 nt
Organism: Aethina tumida (small hive beetle)
Lineage: Eukaryota; Metazoa; Arthropoda; Insecta; Coleoptera; Nitidulidae
Product: probable G-protein coupled receptor B0563.6
Exons: 6
Coding region: 204-1373 (389 amino acids)
Biological process (GO): G protein-coupled receptor signaling pathway
Cellular component (GO): membrane
Molecular function (GO): G protein-coupled receptor activity
Source: RefSeq, a predicted model, not a curated record